GCUACGGGGGUCUCGGCCUCUCCAUCGAAGGUCCCAGCAAAGUGGACAUCAAUUGUGAAGACAUGGAAGAUGGCACCUGCAAAGUCACCUACUCGCCGACCGAGCCCGGAAAUUACAUAAUCAACAUUAAAUUUGCCGAUAAACACGUGCCAGGAAGCCCCUUCACUGUGAAGGUGACUGGAGAGGGACGGAUGAAAGAGAGCAUCACACGCCGGCGCCAGGCGCCUUCUAUCGCCACUGUGGGCAGCACCUGCGACCUGAACCUCAAGAUCCCAGGGAAUUGGUUCCAGAUGGUCUCAGCUCAGGAGCGCCUGACCCGCACUUUCACGCGCAGCAGCCACACCUACACACGCACCGAGCGGACGGAGAUCAGCAAGACACGCGGCGGGGAGACCAAGCGCGAGGUGCGGGUGGAAGAGUCCACGCAAGUGGGCGGGGAUCCCUUCCACAACGUCUUCGGCGAGUUCCUCGGCCGCGAGAGCCUUGGCUCCUUUGGCAGCAUCGCCCGGACCCAGGAGGGGGAGGCCGGCCUCCAGGCCAUGACCGCCCAGGUGACGUCCCCCUCGGGAAAGAUGGCCGAAGCGGAAAUCAUCGAGGGAGAAGACAGCGCCUACUCCGUGCGCUUCGUGCCCCAGGAGAUGGGCCCCCACACCGUCAACGUCAAAUAUCGGGGGCAGCACGUGCCCGGCAGCCCCUUCCAGUUCACUGUGGGGCCGUUGGGCGAAGGGGGGUCCCACAAAGUGCGGGCAGGAGGGCCCGGCCUGGAGAGGGGCGUGGCCAGCGUGCCAGCUGAAUUCAGCAUUUGGACCCGGGAGGCCGGAGCCGGGGGUCUCUCCAUUGCGGUGGAGGGGCCCAGCAAGGCCGAGAUUGCUUUUGAGGACCGGAAAGACGGUUCCUGCGGAGUCUCGUACGUGGUCCAAGAACCAGGCGACUACGAGGUCUCCAUCAAAUUCAACGAUGAACACAUCCCGGACAGUCCCUUUGUGGUCCCCGUGGCCUCGCUCUCGGACGAUGCCCGGCGCCUGACCGUCACCAGCCUCCAGGUAUCUGAUGGAGGAGAAUAG
This is a messenger RNA of Notechis scutatus (mainland tiger snake), 1064 nucleotides long. The record is from RefSeq and is a predicted model, not a curated record. Lineage: Eukaryota; Metazoa; Chordata; Lepidosauria; Squamata; Elapidae.